AUGGGUAAGAUUAGAAAAGACAUUGUCAAUUUUCAUGGUGAAAUGGUUCUCCUUAUCAAUUACAGCACCAUUAACUACACGGGAUUGACAAAGAUACUAAAAAAGUACGACAAAAGAACGGGUGGAGUCUUGCGGCUGCCCUUCAUACAAAAAGUCCUUCAACAGCCAUUUUUCACCACCGAACUAUUAUCGAAUCUUGUUAGGCAGUGUGAAGCCACCAUAGAUACGGUGAUGCCGCCGUUUGAGAACAUUGCCAGAAUAUUCCACGCCAAAAUAGAUGUUAUGGCAGUGCCGCCUGUCGGAGAAGGGAUAUUGAGGAACACAGUGGCGGCGCUUCUGACAAUGCAGGGGAUGAGAAGUGGGAGCUCGACUUAUGGCCAAUUUUCUCUGCCGCCUCUCAACUUGCCCGAUUUUGACAUGAUCGAGUCGUUGCAAUUUGGUUCCCUUAUACAUAUUCCAUGA
Molecule: messenger RNA, 462 nt
Organism: Striga hermonthica
Lineage: Eukaryota; Viridiplantae; Streptophyta; Magnoliopsida; Lamiales; Orobanchaceae
Source: the annotation of a GenBank genome assembly